Messenger RNA from Temnothorax curvispinosus, 2243 nucleotides. Its product is annotated as protein SERAC1. The transcript has 15 exons. The coding region runs from base 1 to 2142 and encodes 713 amino acids. The record is from RefSeq and is a predicted model, not a curated record. NCBI's taxonomy places the organism in Eukaryota, Metazoa, Arthropoda, Insecta, Hymenoptera, Formicidae.
AUGCGAGCGUCGAGGGGUUAUGUGUACUACCUGAAGACGAGUGGCAUCUGCGUCGUGGUGCUCGGGGGCUGCUGGUUUCUGUAUCAACUGCGGCAGAUAUCGCGGAUCAUUCGGUCGACUUACGAUACGAGCGUUCUAAGUUUGGAGCAAGCCCGCGCACAGUACAUCUACGUCGAUGACCCUCAGUUUAAAGACAUCUUCAUGUUUAGGAAAGACGAGGAUCUACAUGGACCUGCGUCGGAGAAGCCAAGAAGCCUCAGCGACACUCUGGCGAGAUGGUGGAAGGAGAAGAAUCACAAGCUUGCAUAUAAGUUGUUAUAUAUGGCGCAACACGGAGACAGAAACGAGCGAUAUAAAGCGGUGACUGAGCUUGGUGCCUUGUUACAUUUGAAAGAUUGGCAGUAUCGUCACUUGGCACAGAUGAUGGAUGCUAAAACAGCAGCAGCUCUCGCAAGAAUGCCAAAUAUUAAUUCACAGUUCUUUUUGCAACCACCGUAUUAUCAUGUGCAGUACAACUUAAACGAUGUCGUAGAAAAGGUACAUUCGCUGCUGUUAAGUCUGAAUGCUUUAUGUGGCAAUACACAUCUCUGCCUUACACAAUUUCUUAGUAAAAUGUUUAAAGAUUCGCAUCGAUAUCUUGUAGAAUGGUUUGAUCAUGACCUGGCAAGCGUGGGUCUUUCUAUGGAAACGACGACAGUUCGGGAUGAUGACGUGCUCAAAAGUUGCAUUCGUGCGAUCUGCCAUCAUUCCUCCGUGGAACAGUACAGCAAACACCUGAUCGAUGCCGGAGCUUUGCCAAUAUUGACAGCGAUACAGAAACGUUGCAGUGAUGACGUAGAAAUGUGCAUACUACUCGCAAGGAUAUUAUCCAACAUGUGUCUUCAUUCUGAAUAUUUAGAGGCUAUCUAUGAAUCCGGAUGGAUUGGCAUAUUGUCACGUUGGUCCCACAGCGACGAUAUUCGUCUGUCGGCACAGGCGAUCAGUGCAUUGAUGAAUCUGGAUAGGGAUGGGAACGAGAAAGCAAAAUAUGCGCAAAGUGUUUAUCUUCUUUAUCCUCUGCACAGAGUUCACGCGGCAACAAAAAUGGACGUUGUAUUUUUGCAUGGAUUGUUGGGUGGAGUAUUCGUUACCUGGAGACAACGUGACGUCGCGACGUCUGCGCUUGGAGUUGUAGAUGAUAAUACAGCGGUUGAGACUACAGAUUACUUGUCUACCAUGGCCGAUGACGAUCGUCCUCAGGAAUUCUUUAAAGACUUGGCUCGCGAUCUGUACUUGCGCGAAUGGAGAAAGACGGGUCAAGAUUUUGAGGUGGUGUUGGACGAUUGUCCGCAAAACACAAAUGCUCUCGCGUGUGGACCUUAUUUUUGCAGAGGAGAUGACGCCUGUAUGAAGAAUGAUCCUGACUCUAAAACACUUUGUUGGCCUAAAGACUGGUUACCUGUAGACAUACCAUCCUUACGAAUCAUAGGUGUUAAUUAUGGUACGAGUUUAUCUAUGUGGACUCCUUUCUGCCCAAUAGAAAGCAUGAAGAGCACUAUUAAAGAGAGAAGCGAAGAAUUUGUUACCAAAUUGACAACGGCAAACGUGGGCCAGCGGCCACUUAUAUGGGUCGCCCACUCAAUGGGUGGAUUAUUAAUUAAAAAGAUGCUUGUAGAAGAGUGGAAAACUGGAGAUAAGCACGGCAUCUGCAAGAAUACCAAGGCUAUCCUAUUUUACGCUACUCCUCAUCGAGGUUCGCACGUGGCGGCUCUGAAGCAAGCAACGCAAAUGCUGUUAUGGCCAACGGUCGAGGUGCAAGAACUACGUGAAGAGUCGCCGCAAUUGCUAAGAUUGCAUGAGGAAUUCCUAGAAAUGUUGAAUGAAUAUCGCAUAGAGAUUGUGAGUUUUGCCGAGGCCAAACCCACCCUUGUAACCGCACUGAAGUUUCCCUUCCAAUUCGUCAGCCUUAAUUCAGCAGAUCCUGGCGUGGGAGAGUUCUUCGAGAUUCCGCAGGAUCAUUUAUCGAUAUGCAAGCCAGCUAGCAGGCAAUCGUUCUUAUAUCAGAAACUUUUGAGUGUGCUCAGACACCACGUUAACACUCAGGAAGACACGACUGUCUUGUCGAUUAGGAAUCUACUAUCCAUGUUGAGUAAGUUAUUUUAGGUUUGUGUACAAGAGAUAAUAUAUGCGAGUUUUAUAUAUAUUUUUAUGUGGAACCAGAUGAAUGUAUGUAUACGUAUAAAAAAUAAAACUGUGAUAGCAUA